Molecule: messenger RNA, 1202 nt
Organism: Solanum verrucosum
Lineage: Eukaryota; Viridiplantae; Streptophyta; Magnoliopsida; Solanales; Solanaceae
Product: dof zinc finger protein DOF5.7-like
Exons: 3
Coding region: 56-1195 (379 amino acids)
Biological process (GO): regulation of DNA-templated transcription
Molecular function (GO): DNA binding; DNA-binding transcription factor activity
Source: RefSeq, a predicted model, not a curated record
UCACACUCGAGAAAGAAGAAGAAGAAGAGUGAAGUCGCUAAAAUCCUUUUAUGUUAUGAUGAGUCAAGAUAACAAAGACGAAAGCCAGAGUUCUGGUGGUGGUGAUGGUAGUGGUGGUGGGCCCAUGGGGCGGAGGCCAAAAGAACAAGCUUUGAAUUGUCCUAGAUGUGAUUCUCCCAACACCAAGUUUUGCUAUUAUAACAAUUAUAGUCUUUCGCAACCAAGACAUUUCUGUAAGACUUGUAGAAGGUACUGGACUAAAGGGGGCGCAUUACGCAACGUUCCAAUAGGUGGUGGUUGCAGGAAAAACAAGAAGAUAAAGACUAGUUCAUCUUCUUCAAGAUUUUCUGGGGAUUCAAAAGAUACAAUUAGUGGUUCUUCAGAUAUUGGUGGACUUAAAUUUUUUCAUGGUCUUUCACCAGCUAUGGAUUUUCAACUUGGAGGAUUAAAUUUUCCAAGAUUGAGUAAUAAUACUUCAACAUCAACAGUUGGUGGAAGUAUUUUCAACCAAUUUACUUCAUUUGGUGAAAAUUCAACUCCAAAUAUUGGAUCAACUUCUUGUUUUAGUCUUGAUCCUUCAGGAAGUUCUUUAUUGGGAUUCAAUAAUAAUUUCCCUUUCUCAAGUUCUAUGCUAAAACAAGGUACUGAUGGAGUUCAAGAAAUGGGAUCAAUGGGAGUUCAUCAUGGUACAAUGGCAUCUUCUAUAGAGUCUUUGAGUUCAAUAAACCAAGAUUUGCAUUGGAAAUUACAACAACAAAGAUUGGCCAUGCUAUUUGGUGGUGAAAAUCAAAAGGAAAACAUUGUUUCAUCAUCAAUCCCUCUUCAUGAUGAUCAAAACCAAAAUCAAAACCAAAACCAAAUCCAAAUCCAAAAGCCACAACCAAUUUUGUUCCAAAAUUUGGAGAUUUCAUCAUCGAAACAACAAGAAGAUCAUCAAGAAACAUUUGGAAACAACAAUGUUGAUUCAAGAAAAGAUUGUAGUACUACUAUGGGAAGUCAUCAUGGGAACAAUUUGUCAACUGAAUGGUUCUUUGAUAACUCAUUUGGUGUAAAUCCAAAUUCAACAAAUAGCAACAACAACAACAACAACAAUAACAAUGGAAAUGGAAAUGCAAAUGAUGAUCAAAAUGUCAACAAUUGGAAUAGUACUAUUCAAGCUUGGAGCAAUUUGAAUCAAUAUAGUACACUACCUUAAUUAAUUA